GGAACUUGGCGUUGUGUAACAAGAAACAGAGUUACAAGGAGAAUCAUAGCAGAGCAUGGCCGGUUUUCCGUACGGCGCUGUCCGAGGUCUGGGCGGCAUGCAGAUUUUCUUGGGAAUCGCUGCCAUGGGGCUGGGGGGCGGCGAUCUGGCCAUGAGCCUUUCAUUCCCCGGCCCCAGAUACGUCGGAUACAACGGCCGGUUUUUUCUCGGCGUGCUAGGUACUGGCAUCUGGACAGGCCUAUUUAUCGGUGCGGCCCAAACCAUGUCUCUGCUCAACGCUGUCGUCUUCGCACCUGGACUGGCUUCUGUUUCGGGGUUCAGCGUUGCCAUGAACCACUGGGAGUGGUUAUACGGCGUUCCCGACCAUAACCCUCCAUAUGGCACCUAUUAUUACCCUGAGCUCGGUGUGAUGACCUAUCUGGAGAGCACCCUUGCCGUUGUUGGAUGCUUGGAGUUCAUCUUCUCCAUAGCAACGGCGUCUGUGUGCUGCUGUGGCGGUUCGUACGACCAGCCUGCUGCCAACCAGGUUGUCCCUAUGCCGAUGGUGGCUUUCCAGACCGCCUCACAGCAGCCUGCAACCAGACCCAAUUGGAACAUGGCCAGGGGACCACCGGGCGUAGCCACAGGAGGCGACGGGCAGAUGGUGACCAUCACCGCCGCCGAACUCGGCAUGCUGUACGCUAAGGCCAACAACAUUACCCUGGAGGAGUAG
This is a messenger RNA of Branchiostoma belcheri (Belcher's lancelet), 712 nucleotides long. RefSeq lists its product as uncharacterized. The record is from RefSeq and is a predicted model, not a curated record. The transcript has 6 exons. Lineage: Eukaryota; Metazoa; Chordata; Leptocardii; Amphioxiformes; Branchiostomatidae. The coding region runs from base 56 to 712 and encodes 218 amino acids.